Paramecium octaurelia is the source of this 4005-nucleotide messenger RNA. The record is from the annotation of a GenBank genome assembly. Lineage: Eukaryota; Ciliophora; Oligohymenophorea; Peniculida; Parameciidae.
AUGAUCGUCAUAUUUGAAUCCAUAUUGUUGUUGUUUUAUGUUAGAAUUGCAGACUGUUGUACAUAAUUGCCUAACAACGAAUUAGUGCUUGUUAAUAAAAUAAAUGAAACAUAAAGUAUGAAUCUUUAAAAGUUAUUCGUAAAAUAAGAAUAAUCUUAAAUAUUGUUGAUAGCAAAUGAUAGUGACAUUAAUGUUCAAAAAAACAUGUAUAUCCAUUCUCAUUACAACUAUUCUUUUGAAGAUAUAAUUAGCGUCAAAUGCUUAAGAUCUUAUAAGGACUAUGCUGCAACAAAUCAAUAUGUCUUAAUGAAUAAAAUUAAUGAUAAAUACCAAAUAUACACUAAUAGUUAUCAAAUUGAAAACAAUCAGCGUUUACCAGAAUUCAACUAAUAUUUUGAAAUCACAGAUUAUAUAUGUCAUGAUCUGGAGAUGAUUGAUAGACAGACUCUAAUAGCAGAUUGCUAUAAUGAAAGCAGCAAUGUUUUCAUUAUUAAAAAAGAGUAAAGUGAAUUAUAAUAUUUCAUCCAAAAUCAGACUAGAGAUGAGAUAAUCAAAACAAAGAUGUUUGCAUUUAAAGAUGACCUAAUAGUUCGUGUUUUGCAUUAUGAUGAAGUUUAUAAGUAAUCAUCAAUACACUUUUUGUAAAUUGGUGAAACACUUUCAACGUCUCUGAUAAUUGAUGAAGAUUAUAUUAAUGAUAUAUUGGGUGAUGCAUAAACUAAGAUUCAACUUUAGAUAUUGCAAGUAGAAAUUGAAUAAUAAAUAAUAACAAUAUUGAACGAAAAUCAGUGGGUUAUAUAAAUAAAUGCAAAGGAUUACCCGAAUAUUCUGAUAAAGGAUUAUUUUUAGCUUGAUUAGGAAUAUCCAGCAAUAUUCAUAACAUAUCAUGUUAAGAAUUAAAUUUUUGCAUUCUUGACUGAAUAGGCAAUUUAUAUUUUGUAGGAUGAAAGUUUGACAACAAUUAAGGAAAUAGAUAAUAAAAAUAAAUCAUUUUAGAUUUACUUUACAUAAAAUAGUGUAAUUCAAUAUAAUAACGGAGAGUUGAGCCUGUUAUCAUAGAACUUAAAAUCUUUAUAAACUAUUCAUAUAAAUGGGAAUCCAAGAUUAAUAAUAGACUAAAAAUCGGAUGAAAUAAUAUCAAUAUCUGAAUCAGAGAGUCAGCGAAUCAUUGCUAGAGUGAAUCAACUAUUGAAGUUUAAAUCUGAUACUUUGUAUUAAUAAUUCAGGUCUGCUUAUUUGGUCCAAUAAAUUAAUAUACUUGAAUCUUGCACUUUAAAUAUAAGAUACAUUACAAUCGAAUUGAGUUCAACAUAAGCCAUUCCUACUGUGAUGAAUCAAUUUAACACAAUUUUGAAUAGUCCAAUAGAAUCAUAUGAUGUUAAUAGGUUCAUUGAUGGACCAAAUAUUACUAUUUCCAACAUCAUUGAAUUAAAGGUCAAUUAAGUUUCAUUUAGUAUUAAUUUUGAACUUUUACAGCAGAAAACCAUAAGUGGAAUCUAAAAUGAAUAAGCUGUUCAGUAUGUUAAAGUGAUGAAGUUGACAACCUAGUACUUGUAUUUGAUUUAAACUUCAAAUUUUUAUAUUCAAUUUUACUAUUGUGUUUAGAGCAUGAAUUGCUACUUUUCAAGUUAAGUGUACUUUGAAUUUAAUUUAUCAUCCACUCAACAUGAAAUGUUUUAGAAUAACUAUAACGUCUACAUAGUGAUUAAAAAUAAUGAGUAGUUGGAUAUUUGGAGAGUGUAAGACCCUCUCAUCUAUUUGUGUACAAUUUAUCCAGAUUAGGAUCAUUAUAUACUACAAUUUCAAUAUAUCAAUUAAUUCUUGGCAGUGCUUUACUCAAACUAAUUAGUGGUUCUAUAUAAAGUAAUGGAUCAAUGCUAGAAGUCCCAAUCAUUAACUACAGAAUUCAUCCAGAAGUACAACAUCUAAUGGUAUCCUACUUACAUUUCCACUCACGAAGAGUAUAAUGUUCUCUAUGUUUAAACUGCAAUGCAAUUGUUGUUGAUUCAAGUCAAAGAAAAAGAAAUAUAUCCAAUCAACGUAAUCCCCCUUAGUUAAAACAGAACUGUCAGUAUCUUUUCAUAUUCUAAUAUUAUUUGGAUCUAUUAUCAAGAUACAGCAGUGAUAGAAUCAUUCAUAAUUAAUUCCAUAACCUAUAUAGAAUAUCUGAGAACUAUUUCCUUAUAUAAUCUCAUUCCUAAUAAAUUCUUUCAUCACCAAUAAUCUAAAUAUGUCUAUUUCAAAAAUACUCAAGAUAGUUUAGGCACUAUCUAUAUAUAUUCUAUGGAAACGAGUAGUCAUAAUGCCUUAUUGACUACAUUUUCUACUAGAUAUAAAAUACUUUAUUCGGUGUAAAAUCUAUUUAUCAUAGCUGAUAUCAAUAAUUAUUAUGAAAUCCCCCAAAAAAUCAAGUAUUCCAUUUAUUACCAAGACAUAGAAAACCCAAAUUAUUUAGUUAAAGUCAACGCAUCCUUAAGUAUUUCAAGCUAUGAUAACAAAGAACAAUUAAUAUAUCUAAUUAAUUCAACUCUAGUUAAUCCUUAUACAACAAUUACUGUAAAUUAAACCUAAUUGAAUCUCAUUGAGAUCCUCGAUUAAAGUAAACCUAUUGGCUAUUGCGAGAGCAAGUAUUCUUGGUAUACUGGAUAAGUUGUGGAUAUUGAAUUAAAUAGUAGAUAGUUGAAAUUACAAAAAUCAAUGCAUCUUUUGAACAGGGAGAUUUGUUCUACAGGAAUUGAUAUCAAAGAAUAUGUGUCAGAUUCUGUACUCAUUUUAUAUUAGGAUAGAAUUAUCAAAUUAAAUAUGACCACUUAAUUUUAGUAAGUCUUUUAUCUAGAUUCUUCAAUUACUUAUACGAAGAUCAUUUAAGCUUUGUAGGAUUUUAUUUUGAUUACUGCUUACAAAUUUGUUCCUAGUUUUUCAUAUUUGCUAUAAGUAGUAAAAUGUGACCAGAAUUUUAACUGUUCGAAUUAACUAAUUGAUAUGUCUUCUUAUAGUGAUCCUAAAAAAGUGAAGAUCUAUUAGAAUCUGUUAUUCUUAAUUUUCGAUUUAUUUGUAAGGGUUUACGCAAUUAAAGAUGAUAAAUUAUCAAUAGUCCAGAGUAUUAAUAAUUCAUAAAACUAUUAUUUUAAAGAUAUCAUUUCUCCAGAACAAGAUUAUUUUCAAAUUUACUCUUAAUAGGAAAAUAAAAUCAAUAUUUCCAUGUAUUAUUUUAAAGAAAACAGUCUUAAUUUAAUAGAACAUUAUAGGAUCGAUUUAUUAAGUGCCAUCCAAUAAUCAGGCUUUAAUAUUGACCCUAAGACCUAGUUUCAAAGGAUACUUAUAAAAAAUAGCAAAACUUAGUAAUAAUUGCUUACUGUUGAAGUAUUUUGCUAAUCUUAUUAGCAUUCACAUUAUAUCUUAUAAAUACAAUUUAUUUGCUCAAUUUAAAACAACUUGUACCUUUGUCCUGUUAACAAUUACAAGGUAUUGCAGAUACUUUAAGGAUAUGGAACUUGGCCUACCAGUUAUGUUAAAAUGUAUAACGAUUAAUAUCUAUUGAUGGUUUACUAUUAAUCAACAACAUUUAUCAGUGCCAUGUAUAAUUUACACUUAAAUUAUGUUCAACCAACUAUUUCUCCUACCUUAUUUUCAGGAGCUAUCCAAUAUUAAAAUAUUUCAUACUAACUAUCAGCAUUCUUUACAAAAGACCGUUCAAUUUAUUUAUUAACUAAUUCAAUCCACCAAGAUGUCUUUGCUUUAUAUGAAAUACACAACACUUCUAAGUUUUGCAUCUAUGAUCAUUUGACAUCUGAGAAAAUUCUGAUUACUCUUAAAAAUCAUUUUUAUUAGAAAAAUGAAACUAUAGAAAUCAUUUAAAAUAAUGAUGAAAUUGAUAAUAAAACAACAAAAUUAAUACUUUGGUUUGUCUUUGGGAUAAUACUAGCAUUUCUUUUGGGAAUUGGAUUAUUUGGUUGUUAUAUCAAAUACAAAAAGAGAUAAGCAGAAAAUUAAUUAAUUUUAUGA